GCUGUGGGUGGGAUCGAACCGUGCAGUCAGCAAUUCCCAUUCUCCUGGAGGGAGGAACACAGGCGUCGGGAGGGUGGAGGGAGUAAAGGGACAACAUGGCCUGACUGUGCUGUAUUUGUGGAGGUUUGGGGAGAGGUGCGGUCUGAGCAACUCAGGAUGCAGCGGUCACUGAGUCAGCAGCAAAGUGCAUUGACGCUGCACGACUCUGUGGGGUUGUUCAAUAAAAGGAAGAAAGCUUCUAUCCUGGUGACCGGUGCCCUUCUUAUCGCCUCAGUGUUGAUUCUGACUGUCGGCUUGGCAGCCACUACAAGAACUCUGAACGUUUCAGUUGGAGGAUAUUACCCGGGUGUCAUUCUGGUGGCCUCGAUGGUGUUCAUCAGUUUUGGUGUAGUGGCGUCUUUCUGUUGUGCCAUUGUUGAUGGUGUAUUUGCUGCCAGACACAUUGAUAUCAAACCCUUCCAUGCAGGGAGAUGUCAGUAUUAUUCCAGUGAUAACUCAUAUCCUUCAGAUGACUACAGUGUGGAGGUGACGUGCCCGAGUCAGUCGCGUGCUCCCUGCAUACUGAAAAUAAAGAGCAAUACCUGUUACUGUUGUGACCUUUAUAAAUGCGGCAGCCGAGAAACAUUGGGUGGCUACUACGAAUAUAAUGAUGUCGGAAGCUGCCAAGAGGUUAUCCACCUGUAUCACUUGCUGUGGUCAUCAACAAUCCUCAACAUUGUCGGCUUGUUUCUUGGGAUUAUCACAGCAGCAGUCCUUGGAUCCUUUAAAGAUAUGCAGACACCAACUGCUUCUCGGAUCACCUAUGCACCUGAACCUCCAACUCCACCCAUAAUGUAUGAUCCUGGACAGCAGGUACUAGCCUACACAAACUUCUAUCCUGGGCCUCCACAUCUGCCACCUUACAGCCCAUAUGAUAUUCAGCAUCCCAGUAUAUUCUCAGCCUCCACGCCAUCUGAUGAUUCACAGUCUAUUUCACAAUCUGCUUCAAGUUACAUGUGGCCGCCAAACACUCCUCCUCGCUACUCGCCAGCGUACUUCCCACCCGAUGAAAAGCCACCACCCUACACACCAUAGAUCUCUCCUUAUUUUCGUCAUCAUUACAGACUUUGAUCUUUUUGAAGACCUUCAUUGCAAAGGCAUCGUCCACACAGAUCACUUUGUGAUCUCCAUGUGCAUACUCUUACACACAGUGAUGUGUUUGUAGAAACUCUUCUGUUAAAACCAAACCAUAAACAUAUCAUUCUGCUACUUGUUAAGGGUAUGUUAAUCCUAAUUUGUUGGAAAAUGAUGCUGUUAUACUUUAGGGUGUAAUUAAAAGAAAUCAAAAAUUUGGAAAGCUAUACCAUUAGCACUAUCAGAUCAACCAUGAUCAAAUUAAAUGGUCGAACAGAAGUAAGGGGCUGAAUGGUCUACACCUGUUCCUAUAAUCCAAGAUUGCUAAUUUAUCAUUUAAGUUGUGCAAAUAUAUAAUUUAAA
Messenger RNA from Rhincodon typus (whale shark), 1476 nucleotides. It is a transcript of the gene tmem255a, whose product is annotated as transmembrane protein 255A. The record is from RefSeq and is a predicted model, not a curated record. Bases 157 to 1074 code for a protein of 305 amino acids. NCBI's taxonomy places the organism in Eukaryota, Metazoa, Chordata, Chondrichthyes, Orectolobiformes, Rhincodontidae. The transcript has 8 exons.